Laetiporus sulphureus 93-53 is the source of this 1254-nucleotide messenger RNA. RefSeq names its product mitochondrial carrier. Bases 125 to 1090 code for a protein of 321 amino acids. NCBI's taxonomy places the organism in Eukaryota, Fungi, Basidiomycota, Agaricomycetes, Polyporales, Laetiporaceae. The record is from RefSeq and is a predicted model, not a curated record. The transcript has 13 exons.
CGCAAUUGGCGGACGCUCGGGUCGACGGCUCGCAGCAUCUCCCCGACGAUAACCGCAACGACGGGGCCCUAACCGCUCAAUCUCGGUCGGUUUCUGGAUUAGGAUCACCGGUUCUUGCACUACGAUGAACUCUGGAGCGGCAAAAGGCAGACCACUCAGCACUGCAGAGGGCUUCGUGUGUGGUGGACUGGCGGCAUGUGUCGCUGUCACUAUUUCUAAUCCUGCGGAGGUCGCAAAGACACGUCUUCAACUGCAGGGAGAACUGGCAAAGGAUGGUGGAGUCCGGGUCUACAAGAACACACUGGAUGUCGUCACAAAAACAUUUAGGAAUGAAGGAAUCCGUGGCAUACAGCGCGGCCUUGGCCCUGCCUAUGUCUAUCAAAUUCUCCUGAACGGCUCUCGUCUUGGAUUCUACGAGCCAAUCAGACGAUGGUGUAAUAGCAUCUUCAACAUCUCACCGACCGAGCAAAGGCCUCUUACCUCGGUGGUUGCAGGUGCCUCCAGUGGUAUCAUCGGAGCGUGCCUUGGAAAUCCGCUGUUCCUUAUCAAGGCAAGAAUGCAAGCAUACUCUCCUGCCCUUCCGGUGGGCCAUCAGCACUUCUACAAGAGUGGUUGGGAUGCACUCGCUACUAUCUAUCGCGCUGAGGGAUCCCGUGGGCUGAUCCGCGGCAUGGACGCUGCUAUACUCCGAACGGCAAUGGGUUCUUCUGUACAACUGCCGACAUACAAUUGGACCAAGAAUCAGCUCGUCAAGCGCGGGAUCCUCCCGGCAGAUAGUGUCUGGACCUUCCUAGCGAGUAGUUCGGUGUCUGGCAUGUGUGUUCUUGCGGCAAUGCAACCCGCCGAUACCGCUCUGACGCGUGUAUACAAUCAACCGACACGCCAGCUGCCCGACGGCAGGCAUGUUGGUGUGCUGUACAAAAACCCAAUAGAUUGUUUGUGGAAGACACUGAAGACGGAGGGGCCUUUGGGAUGGUACAAAGGAUCCACCGCGCAUUUCUUCCGUAUAGCACCGCAUACGAUUGUCACGCUCACCGCCAACGAUAUCAUCGUCGGCCUCUACAAGAGACUGCGACACGAAGAGUCAUAAAUGCAACAGGCUUGUCGGACCCAGGCCUCUUCGGGUAAUGUCAGGGGCGAUUAUUACUUUGCACUAAUAUGUACCUCUCCUGGACGUAUUAAUGAUAGAUUCUAGAGACUACCAUACUCAUAGAAAGCUUAUUCGUGCAAGAUGUACCCUUUAUGCAAUGCGGC